Molecule: messenger RNA, 4162 nt
Organism: Salvelinus namaycush (lake trout)
Lineage: Eukaryota; Metazoa; Chordata; Actinopteri; Salmoniformes; Salmonidae
Product: cytoplasmic polyadenylation element-binding protein 1-like
Exons: 10
Coding region: 1328-2644 (438 amino acids)
Biological process (GO): negative regulation of cytoplasmic translation
Cellular component (GO): nucleus; synapse; neuron projection
Molecular function (GO): translation factor activity, RNA binding; ribosome binding; mRNA 3'-UTR binding
Source: RefSeq, a predicted model, not a curated record
UGAAUACUGAACUAUACUGUUGACAGUGUACAUUUAAGACGAAGUACAUUAACAUAAAGGCUUUGGCUGUCCUGUUAGUCUACUGUACCACAUGAUCCAAUGUGCUGGGAAAAAACUGCUAUUUGCUAGUCUGGUACUUCACAUUGGAUUUAAUGAGUGCUAUAGCCUACUUAGGUUUUGUGUGGCAUUGUGUCAAUGUAACUUGCUCUGGCUUUGAGACAGUAUGCUGCAUUAUCAGUAAUGACUUCUGUUCAGGUGUUGGCAUUGGAGGUUUCUCUUGGGUUUGGUCCUGUAGUAUUUUAGGUAUACUGAGCUAUUGUCAUCCUUAGAUUUAGAGCUUUCAUCUGGCUGUUGCAGAGAAUGAUGUGGCAGUUUGUCCGUUGUCUGUGGACCUGCUAUUUAUAUCCCCGAACAGGGUGAACUCGUAUUUAACUUGUUUUUCAGAUAUUCAAUAGUGUCCCUACUUAAUUGACUUAAAUAAUGCCUUUUCCCAUCAGGAUGAGAGGUUGACUAUACCUCCCUCAAGCACCUUGUACAUAAUUAUUUGUUUUGUGGAAUAUCUCAUUCCAUGUUUUAGCUUAAUGACAUUACCCUGCCUCCACAGUGUCGCCUCCCAUCUCACUUUGUACUGACCCAGUUCUUGUGAUGAGAUUGUGUCACAACAUAUCCAUACCAUCCCAGACACAAACUUGUUAACAGCACUGCCCUGAAUGGGGCUUCUAAAGUGGGGCAGUAGAGUCAGAUUCCCUUGGUGCCUCAUGUUCAGCCCACUGGGACAGCUAGACCCACAGUAAGUCAUUUGUGUGGUUGUCAGCUGAUCCAGUCUGCAUUGUCAGAUCAGCCCAAUGAUCGGGGCUUGCCUAGCUCCUUACAACCAAUGAAGUUCUAAUGCUGUAGGAUGGUAACCGUACUAGUUGUGCGUUAGACCUAUAGUUUCAUUAUGGAAGGUUGCAUAGCAACUAUAACAAGAUGUGAUGGUGUUUUAACCUUGUUCUCUGGUUUUUGCCUUAUGGUGCGUUCUCUAUCCUUUCAACAUCUUGGUACCAGGAGUUCAAUGGAAACUAUUUAGUCAUGAAUUCUGAUAUGGCUGUGCUUGGCUAAUGAGUCUGUCUAGUCAUAGUCUAAGAAACUGGCAGUGUGGCAGAAUUCUAAUCUGGAAUGGACAGACGGCCACUAUGCUAAGGCCUGAUGGUUUAUCAGUCACCAUUGCUCACUCGAAAGCAGCCAUUUUGUAACUCGUAGAUACAAAUGGGCUCCCAGAAUAUUUUCCUGUUAUUGACAGUGUGGGCCUGACAACAGUGUGGAUAUAUCAGAUUAAUUGCUGGACAUGCUGGGCAGUCCCCUGGGCCAGAUCCUGGGCAAGCCCCUUGGCUAUAACCCCCCCAGUGAGCCCAUGGGCACGGCAGCUGAAUUCCUGGAAAAGUUCCCCGGCAUGGCUCGCAUGACCAGCCGCCUGGACUCACGCUCCUUCCUAGACUCGCGCUCCAGCAGCCCUGUAGACUCUGAAACCAGUGGCUUCAGCUCUGGCUCGGACCACCUCUCAGACCUGCUCUCCUCCCUGAGGAUCUCUCCCCCCCUACCUUUCCUCAUGUCCAACAUGCAGAAGGACUCUAUGAGGCUGAGCUCUCUGGGCUCCAGGCUGAACUACCAGGACCACGGCUCCCCUCUCACCCCACCGCCCAGCGCCACCAGCUCUGCCACGGCCCUGUCCCGCCGCUGGCCCGGGGCCUCAAUAUGGCCCAACCUGGACCUGCUGGAGACGCCCGACGACCCCUUCAGCAUCGAGAGGGAGGCCCGUCUGCACAGGCAGGCAGCCGCUGUAAAUGAAGCCACCUUCACCUGGAGUGGACAACUUCCUCCCCGCAACAACAAGAACCCUCUGUACUCAUACAAGGUCUUCCUGGGAGGAGUACCCUGGGAUAUCACUGAAGCCGGUCUGAUCAACACAUUCAGUGGCUACGGCCCUCUGAGUGUGGAGUGGCCCGGUAAGGAUGGCAAGCAUCCUCGUUGCCCUCCCAAAGGCUACGUCUACCUUGUGUUUGAGAACGAGAAGUCUGUUCGUGCGCUGCUCCAGGCCUGCACCCAGGACCUGCUCCACCCCGAGGAGAACGGAGAAUACUACUUCAAGAUGUCCAGCCGCAGGAUGCGCUGCAAGGAUGUGCAGGUGAUCCCCUGGGUGAUCUCUGACAGUAACUAUGUGCGCUGCCCCUCCCAGCGCCUGGACCCCAGCAAGACUGUCUUUGUGGGCGCUUUGCACGGCAUGCUCAACGCAGAGGCCCUGGCCAGCAUCAUGAAUGACCUGUUCGGCGGCGUGAUGUACGCUGGGAUUGACACCGACAAGCAUAAAUACCCGAUAGGUUCUGGCCGCGUCACCUUCAACAACCAGCGCAGUUACCUGAAGGCUGUGUGUGCAGCGUUUGUAGAGAUCAAAACCCCCAAGUUUACAAAGAAGGUUCAGAUUGACCCCUACCUGGAGGACUCCAUGUGCCAAGUGUGCAGUCGCCAACCCGGGCCGUUCUUCUGCAGGGACCAGGCCUGCUUUAAGUACUACUGCCGCUCCUGCUGGCACUGGCAGCACUCCAUGGACCUUCUGAGCAACCACCGGCCCCUGAUGCGCAACCAGAAGAACAGGGAGUCCAGCUAGAGCAGAGGAGUCCAGCGAGGGGGCGGAGAACCCCACACCUCACGGGUGAGGACACACAGCGGGCGUCCGCAGAGCACGAGUGUCCAGCUGCCCCGACACCAGGGGCACCAUGGCACUCCCACCAGGAUUGGGGGAGAAACACUGUAGAGAAGUCUACUGCUGCACUUGCUACUUUUUGCUGUUUACUUGUUCACGUUGGCACUAUGCACAGUGACCUUGUUGGGAUAGUCAGGGGCCCCACACUUCCUUAUGCAGUUUCCCUGACUUGUGGCCAGACGAGGAUGAUUCAGGCCAGGGUUCAGAAGUAGAUGAAAACGCCUUGAUUUUUUUUUUCUUCUUAUCCUUAAAUUUUGAUUUUGUUUUACAUGCGUUGCAUUUUGAGAGAGCAUGCACGUCUCAUUGCCUUUCGUUGGUAGAUACCAUACAGUGCCUUCAAAUAGUUCCACCCCUUCCCCCCCACCCCCAGUUGGCUUACUGUUUUUCCUGUGCAAGCCAGCUGGUGUUUUUUACUUUGGAAGAUGAGUUGGGCUUCAUUUAACCAGUCGCAUUUCAGACAUUUUUACGCAGUUUUUUACUAAUUUGUACACAAACGGUUUUAAGUCAUGACAAGGAAAUUUGGAACCGAAUUCUACCUGGCGGCUUUUUAAUUUUUUCCCCUCCCCUUGGUUUUUCCUCACCCCGAAGUAUUAGUCUGGGGCUGGUGGUAGAUUUGUUCUCCCUACGAUGUUCUACUGCAGGGGUAUGCAACCCUGUUCCUGGAGUGUCGCAAGGUCUGCAGGAUUUUGUUCCAACUAGGCACCACACCUGACCAAUUGAUCUGUUCAGUGAUUUCCUAAAUUCAACACCUGGUCUUCCAGGUUGGUUAAAAUGUAUAACAUGAAGUGCAUGUGGCACUCCAGGACCAGGGUUGCCUUCCCCCUGUUCUACUGAAUGGGCACAGAUUAAGGUGUUGAAGCAUUACUUUUCUUGUAUUGUUGGGCAAGUUCAUAAAGCCCAACGUUACUGGACACUGCUUCAACUGGGUUUCCAUGUUUUUCAAUCAAUUGGAUGGAUCUUUACUGAGACGAACGGACAUUGACGUUUUGAUUGUAAGUUACAUAGUUUUAUUGUUGCACUUUUUAAUUUGCACUUUAGGAGAGGGUGGCAGUGAUUUGUAAUCACUGUUUUUGUACAUCAACAGAGCUCAGAUAUGAAGCCCAGAUAUGAACCGCUGCUUGUUUCCUGUUGAAUGUAGAACUUCCACUUUGCUAAAACCGUACCAAGAGCUUGAGUAGACCUAACACAGCUUUCCCUGUGCUUUCUUACUCCAUCGCCUUCCUUGUUCCUGUUGGAUAUAUGCAUAUUAAGCUGUGUGCCAAAGACUAAGUGUCUUUCCCCCAUCAAGUUACUCAUGCUGAGCUUGUCUUAGCCCAGCUGCUUUUUAGAGUUUUGAAAGUCUACCUCACUGUGGUCUCUUUGCUGCUACUUACUGAUGUGGAUAAUGUUCAGAUUGGGCACAAUAAAGGUGUUUAAGCAUUA